AUGUUUGAAAAAGAUAAACACAUAUUGGUUUUUUUUAAGUCCAAUCACAAUACGGGAGUUAGAAUAUACACACACAAAAAGUGGCUAUACAAUGACUCAUUCGCAAUCCAAGUGACUUUCUUAAAGCAUCGUAGCGGACUCUUCAAGAAAGUCAAUGAGCUUUGCACCCUUUGUGGUGUAGAUGUUGCUCUCGUUGUAUUCUCACCUAGUAAAAAGGUAUUUUCUUUCGGUCAUCCAAAUGUUGAUAUGGUCAUAGAUCGCUAUCUCUCUGGGGUCCCAUCGCAAAACAACAACACCAUAGAAUUUAUUGAGGCUCAUCGUAGCACCAAAGUGUGUGAGCUCAAUGCUAUGUUGAUUCAAAUCAACAACACACUAGACGAGGAGAAAAAGUGUGGUGAUGAGUUGAGUCUUUCAUGCAAGGCGUUGAAGGCUCAAUUUUGGUGGGCUUAUCCGAUUGAUGGAAUGAAUAAGGCUCAGCUUGAAUUAUUCAAGAAGAUGUUGGUGGAGCUUAAGAAACUUGUUAAUCAACAUGUUGAUAGGAGUGCAAUUCAGGGUGCUACUGCUCACACUUUUCCAUUUUCUGUUGGUAAAGAUUUAUCCUCUAACAUCCCUCUCCAUUAUCAGCCAAAUCCUCAACAAAUUGAGAUGUUUUCGCCACAAAAUUUUCAUAACCCUAUGUUGCAACCUCAUUUAAUUGGUUUCAACAAUAUGGGAAGAGGAAGAUAUGGACCCCCCGGAUUUUAUUGA
Messenger RNA from Medicago truncatula (barrel medic), 747 nucleotides. RefSeq names its product agamous-like MADS-box protein AGL62. The transcript has a single exon. The record is from RefSeq and is a predicted model, not a curated record. Lineage: Eukaryota; Viridiplantae; Streptophyta; Magnoliopsida; Fabales; Fabaceae. Gene Ontology annotation, molecular function: protein dimerization activity; RNA polymerase II cis-regulatory region sequence-specific DNA binding; DNA-binding transcription factor activity, RNA polymerase II-specific. Bases 1 to 747 code for a protein of 248 amino acids. Gene Ontology annotation, biological process: regulation of transcription by RNA polymerase II.